Molecule: messenger RNA, 1742 nt
Organism: Nothobranchius furzeri (turquoise killifish)
Lineage: Eukaryota; Metazoa; Chordata; Actinopteri; Cyprinodontiformes; Nothobranchiidae
Source: RefSeq, a predicted model, not a curated record
UCCGACUCUGCAGGUGGCGCACGUGGUCUGUUGUUUACUUCUUCUAGGAACGGUGGAAGUUCCGCCAGAGACGAGCGGGGAUUGUGAAACUGGAUAAAGUUAGUCAGCAUUUGGAAGAAGACAGAGCCGCGGAAACGCCGGGAAGAUGUCAAAGUGAACACGGUUCCUGAAGCGGUUUUAAUUCAGACGGACCCUCAACCAUUAACACAAGAAUGAUCCAGCUUGGAAACUUGUUCCCUCAUUUCCAAUUCUCCUCCAAAGCUCCGGAAAGUGCCCCAAGCCAAAGCCCAAAGCAGCUGCCAACACUGUCUGAGUUGUUACAGCAUGUCAUUAAACUCACCGGACUGAGGAGGGAAGAUGUUUAUAGCAACCUUCGAAUUCCUGACCAGUUUCAAGCCGCCAAAGAUGACAUCAGUAUUGUCAUUCUCACAGGCCAAGGAGUCUUCUGUAUAGAUGUAAAACCCUGGAAAGGGAGCGUGUCUGCUCACAACAAAGUCUGGCAUGUACAAGUUAAAGGAGAGGACCAGAACUUCACCAAUACCUGCAUUGAGCAGAUGGAUGAUCCCCUUAAAGCAAUAACGACCAAAACAACUCAUUUAUGCAGUCAUCUGAAGAGGAGUGGAGUGGCUGUUCGCAGCAGUCUCUUCUUCCCGAGGGUCAUCUUCCUCUCCCCAGACUGCAGGCUGGAUGAAGAGCUGAUGAAGAGGAGGGAGCUGGUCUCUCACAGCCAGAUAGACGACUUCCUCAGGUCGUUCAGGGAGGGCUAUGUGGCCUGGAUGACUGAUGCUGUCACCCCCUCCUGGAUUUCAGGUCAUCUGUCAUACAGGCAGAUGGAGUCGGUGCGGGAGGUCCUUCGGAGGGUGGGAACGUGGGAUAUGGUGCAGCUGCAGUGUGGAGAGCAGCUGAAAGGUGACUAUCAUGGCUGCCAGUUCAUCGCCCUGGACCGCCAGGAAACCGACACACUGGAGUUUUCUAGAGUCAAGACGCUGUCAGCUGAUUCGCUCUGGUUUCUGCUAGGCCACGUUCCCCAGGUAACAGUUAAAAUGUACAAGCGUGGCUCUCACAGCUGGCUGGGUAAAUCGCUGAAUGCCACCGCCACCAUCCCGUCCAACACCAUUGUGAUGUUCAGGAUCAACGGAGAGGAGUUUGACGCCAAAAUCCCAGCAAACACCAUCCACAGCAUCACCCUCAGCAUCUGAUAGGUGAUGAUUAAUGGGAGACUUCAAGUUUUACAAGAAAAACACAAACGCCUAUCAGUUAGUGUGAUUUGAUGCAACAUUACAAAUAUCACGAUCAAGCUUUGAGAGGAAAAAAGCCAUUUUUAUGAUUAUUCUUUCCAACAAUCUGUUAAUGUCCUCGCUAAUUAGCCUGAUCAAUUCAGUCAUGUUUUGAAUUUCUAGAGCUGGCCCACACUUUAGUUGAUCUAUUAAUGAAUCAUUAAUCCAGCUGAUUGUGUUGCAUCAAUUCAAGCCACGAGUGUUUAAUGUGUUAAUUGCAGCGGUUAAAAUCGGGUGGCCUGUGGAGUGACGAGGAUUGCUGCUUCUGUGGGUUUAAUGGGAAGUUAUUUACAGGCUGUUUAGAGAGUGCAGCCAUAAGGUGAUUUAUUAACAGGCUGCACAGCACAGGCUCAGCUAACAGCUUGCAAUUGUAUUUAGUGAGCAUGGUGGUAGCCAAAAUGAAGUUAUUUCCAUCAGGAUAUCAGUGCCUUUAGCUAACAAAAUAAAAACAGCUCUAUCUCUCUA